Messenger RNA from Schizophyllum commune H4-8, 1557 nucleotides. RefSeq lists its product as uncharacterized. NCBI's taxonomy places the organism in Eukaryota, Fungi, Basidiomycota, Agaricomycetes, Agaricales, Schizophyllaceae. Bases 1 to 1557 code for a protein of 518 amino acids. The transcript is spliced from 3 exons. The record is from RefSeq and is a predicted model, not a curated record.
AUGACCCGGUCGUCAAUGAACUCUCGUUGGAGCGGAGGAAAAGAUGAAGAUCGUCAGGCACGAGGCGCGGAGUCUGAUUGCGUCACGCGUUUAGGCGCCGUGUCCCUCGGCCCGAGGUUCCGCGUGCUGAGUGCCAGGGCAGGCCAGCAAUUUGGACUGCAGCGCAAUGACGCCCUCUUCGAGCGCGCGUCGACUAUCGCUUCGCGCGACAUCCUGCGCACCGAUCCAUUCCCUUCUGUCGACAAUACAUCUUCUUUUCGAGACCUGGAGGUCAGCUUGUCUGCCGAGUCCGAGCGCAUCGGCGCCGAAAUGCGCCGACUGACUGCUCUGCAAGACGAAGCGCUCGCCCAACUGCGUCCGGUCCAUGCUCUCGCCUGUCCGACGACUUCCGCGCGAGAUCCUCUCAGAGAUCUUUCUCGAGACUCUACUGCACUACGAAAUCAUCCUCUGGAUGCAUGCCGCGCGUACUCUGGCUUCCGUCUGCGCUACGUGGCGUGCGACGGCGAGCGACGCCAGCUCUAUAUGCAUGCCGAUCUCGCAUCCCCACUUCCUCUCAAGCUCCAUGACUCGACUGAUAGGAAUGGCCGCGUCCAAAACCUUCUUUCCCUCCCUCCAAAGUGCACCACUCGAUGGGGUCAGCUCUCUCUCACUCUUAAAAGGGGCACGCUCGAUAGGGAGCUUCAACCCGAUCUGUUCUCGCUCGAGCGGGCCAACGUUCACCUCCUGGGGUCAACGCACCCCGAGCGGGAGCUGCUCAUGGUGUUCUCUCAAGCACCCGCGCUUCUCGCGCUGGCCAUACAUAUGCCGUAUGACCUGUUUUUUGGUGACUCGCCGGAGUUUCGAAGCCCACCUCUCCCCCGUCUAACGGACCUUACGCUGAGCGCGCGCGGCACGGUGGCAGAUAUUGUCUUCUUCCCGAUCCUCGCGCAGUGCGCGGGGACGCUCGAGAGGCUAACGCUAGUCAGCGAGCCGGCGUCGCCAGACUUCCCCCUCCCGAAGCAGCCCAUCGUCUGUCCCCGCCUGAACACGCUCAGCCUGCAGUACACCGCACACAGAUACCUCUGCCACCUCGACACCCCUGCGCUGGCCUCACUUGCAGUAAGGGACUCCUGCGGGGCGCACGCUGGGGCCGUGGCUUCCCUCCGCCGCCUGCUCGCCGCCUCGAACACUUGCCCGCCCAUCCAGGCGCUCCUCCUCCACCGUGUCGGCGCGCCGGACCCCGAGGACUUCCUCCAAUGUCUCGAGCGCCUCCCCGGCCUUACUUCUCUCCGCAUCGCGCGCGCGCCCGACGAUAGCGUCCCCUGGCACGUCCUCGUCCGCCUGGCGUGCACGGACCUCCGCACGCCGCUUGUGCCGAGGCUCACGGCAUUUUCGCUGCGGUACGCGCGCGGGCGGGUGCCAGAGAAGCUGCAGCGCGCGCUGUGGGUGAUGCUGCGGUCGAGAGCGGUGAGGAAGGUCCUGAGGGGCGUCGAGGUGGAGGCGCUGCAGAGCGUGGAGACGGAUUUGGAUGCCGGGGCGCUUUGUGAGGAGGGUACGCGGAAUGAUGAGGGCACAUAG